Fopius arisanus is the source of this 1099-nucleotide messenger RNA. RefSeq lists its product as uncharacterized. The transcript is spliced from 3 exons. The coding region runs from base 39 to 827 and encodes 262 amino acids. The record is from RefSeq and is a predicted model, not a curated record. Gene Ontology annotation, molecular function: protein binding. NCBI's taxonomy places the organism in Eukaryota, Metazoa, Arthropoda, Insecta, Hymenoptera, Braconidae.
UAAAAAUUUUAUAAGAAAAUACUCGGAGAAAAUCGUGAAUGGAUUUGCCGGUAAAGCGUCGACGACGUGUGAGGGUAAAACCGGAAACAACCCCGGAAACAACCCCGGAAGUAACCCCGGAAGUGAUUCAGGAUGUUGAGGAUUUCGAUGGGCCCGGACUGCUCUCCCUCCCCACAGAAAUUCUCAUCGAAAUCCUGUCGUACCUCGACUACACCGAUUCCUAUAGCCUCGAAUGUGUCUCCAAGCGAUUUGAAUUGGCGCAGACACCAUGGAGAGACUACGAGGUGAUGGCCAACAGUCCACCGACCCCAGAGGUGAUUCACCAGCUGAAGAGAAUGCCUCACCUAUUGGUGAUAACGAUCAUGGGUCGUUCUGACUGCAAUCAAAUUCUUCGUCAACUGUCCCUAUCCAAUAAGAAACUCCAGAAACUCUAUAUCAAAAGGUGUCGCGACUCCGUUGAAAAAAUAUACCUUCGCCCUCGCUACUUGACCCGAAUACUGGAGCGAUGCUCCAAUUUGCACACGAUAAGCAUCAAGGGUUUUCAACACAGGGGCACUAAGUUCUACCAACUCCUGGGUAACAAGGGAAUUCAAUUGCGCUCGUUAAAGUGCAUCGCGUCGCCAUUGCAAUUUCGCAUUUUUUCAAAAUACUCUCAACACAUUGGUGUUGAUGACCGAGUAACUAUGAGUAAUAUGUGUGUGGGAUGUCAAUACUGGUCGCCCUUGCGCUACUUCCUAGCUGACGAUAAUCGCGGUUCUGUCGACAAGCGAUAUACAGCAAACGUCUCUUAUUUCCGCACCAAACAAUUUUUUACCGUUAAUGUUUAAAAGAAAAAAAAAGAAAAUAGGGAUCAGAGGGUGUACCAUCUAGGCAUUGACCUUGGGGGGUGGGAGGGUGAGACCUUCGGGGGUUGGAGCCUCUGGGAAUUAUUCACGUGGGGAACUUCAAGUGGAGUCAAGUUAUCACGAAAUUAAACUGAAGUUUUAAUUGGCACCUUCAAGGAUAUGAAAAUCACUUUGCGGCCGUUUUAGGUCGUGGGGGUGAACGGGGGGUUAAUAAUUACUGAGUGUUUCGAGUACCAGUUCAAUUACUGGAAUUU